ACCUGCCAUUCGCGCGCCGUCUCCCGGCAACGGGAGCGCGCGCCGCCAGCGCACAAUUCCCGCCAGCGCAUAAUGCACGCCCGCCUCUAGCCCCGGCGCGCUAGCGCAGGCAGGCAGUCUGGAGGAGAGAGCCGCGGAAGCCGCUCGCCCGCCAGACAGAGAUCGCUCGUAGCUUCAAAUGGGAGGAGUUUUGAGCAAGCUCCGCUCCCCGCAGCCCGCCCCCAAUCCGGAAGCAAGGAGACGGCGCCCACCCGCGCGCCGGGCCUUCCUCGCAAGCCACCCCCGCCCCACAAGCCCCGCCCCGCCUUCCCCCUGGGCCCGCCGAGAUCCCAUUCAGCCCUCAGUCCCCAGUCGUUUCGUCGGGUCCCGUCGGAGGCCUUCCCACCGGGUCUGUAGGACUUCACCACACCACUUUGGCAUAACACGUCCAAGACGAUACCCAGUCCAGCAGGGCCGGUAUUCCUGUGUGCUUCCCACGCUGUGCCGGAAUGGCGGUCACAGGAAGCGUGUGCUGUCUCGCGGUCAUUCCAGAGUGGUGUGCAGGCCUUCGACAGUGAGGAUCGCUCCUCCCGGGAGCAACCUGGCUCGUUUUCCAAUAGCAGUGCAGAUCCCUAAGGCCCCAGACUCGUGGUCAAAGGAGGCUGUUCUGCUGGCCCUCGAAUGUUGGAAGAGGAAGAAAAGGACAGUGGAGGAGGAGGAAGACCAAACAUCUGCUGCUGGUCAGGAGGAGAAAAGAAGGUGCCAUGACAGCAGUGGGAGUGGCCAUUCAGCUUUGAAGCCCGAGGUGGCCAAUGGAGUCCCUGCUGCUUUUGUGCCUGAGCCUGGGCCUCUGAAGAGAGACCUCAGUUCCCAGAGCUCAGAUGGUGAACUGCAUAAGAGACCCUGCUCCUCUGCUGUGAGCUGCUCGAAGGGCACGUGCGCAUGUGGCAUCCGUAUGUCCAGCCGCAAUGCCAUUACCAGUUCCUACACUUCUACUGGAGGCAUCUCUCAGCUCUGGAAGAGGCGUCCCAGUGCCUCACCCUUCUCCAGCCCAGCCUCCUCCUGCUCACAGACACCAGAGUGUCCAGAAAAGAAGAUGAGAGAAGAGGACGGUCCUCAGGGAUCUGGCUCUUCCGCUCCGCCGGUAAACAAGGAGUCCCAGGGAGAACAGACCACCACCUCGGACUUUGGAGCUACGACCCAGACCAACAGCAGCGGUGGCAGCACAACCUCAUCACACGUCACAUCUGGGGUGUCAGCAGGCCCCGCUGCCAGUGGGGACUUUGGGAUGAGCAUGUCAGCCCCCCACAGCAGCUCCACCACUAGUGCAUUCAACUUUGUGGCAGGACGGAGUGGGAGAACUGGUGGCACGGCCCAUUUCUGGGGAUGCCUGAGUGAGAACUCCCUUGGUGCUGGCCAGAGCACACUGUUUGCCAUCUACGUGGCCAGCACACCUCAGAACACGUCUGUGCUUGCAGCCAUCACCUCCGGCUUUGGAGCUGUGACCCAGCCCACCAGCUGUGGGACCAGUACAUCCGGGUUUGGCAGCACCAUCUCAGCGCCCUUCACAUCUAUGGUGUCAGCAGGCCCCACUGGCAGUGGCGGACUUGGGACAGGCGUGCCUGCCCCCCACAGCAGCCCUACCACCGGGGCACUUGGCUUUGGGUCAGGGCGGAGUGGGAGAACUGGUCCCAAGAACCCCUUUUGGGGAGCCUUAAAACCGAGCUCCCUGGGUGCAGCUGGCCAGAGCACACCAACUGCUUUCCAUGUGGCCAGCACGCCUCAGAACACGAAACUGAGGCCAUGGCCGCAAUUUCAGAGUCUGUACGAGGGACCUCAGCUGGGGUUGAAGACUUUGCAGGCACAGGAACAUAGGCGCGAAGAAGAGACCAAGUUGUAUUUUCAUGAGCAGAGAAGAGCCAGUGUGGCUAGAGCCAUCACCUCGGCCUUUGCAGCUAUGACUCUGACCACCAGCAGUGGGAGCAGUAGGUCAGUGGUCGGCAGUACUUCUUUAUCACCCAUCACGUCCAGGGUGUCAGCAGGUCCCGCUGGCAGUGGGGGUUUUGUGAUCAGCAUGGCUGCCCCCGACAGCAACUCCACCACUGGGUCAUUCGGAUUUGGGUCAGGAUGGAGUCGGAGAACUGGUCUCAAGAACCCUUUCUGGGGCGCCUUGAAUCAGAACUCCCUGGGUGCAGCUGGCCAGAGCACACCCACUCCCAUCCACGUGGCCAGCACACCUCAGGACACGUCUGGGAUUGCAGCCAUCACCUCGGCCUUUGCAGCUAUGACCCUGACCACCAGCAGCGGGACCAGUACAACAGGGUUUGGCAGCACCAUCUCAGUGCCCUCCAGGUCCAGGGUGUGA
This is a messenger RNA of Manis pentadactyla (Chinese pangolin), 2344 nucleotides long. Its product is annotated as nuclear envelope pore membrane protein POM 121C-like. Gene Ontology annotation, biological process: RNA export from nucleus; protein import into nucleus. Gene Ontology annotation, molecular function: structural constituent of nuclear pore. The transcript is spliced from 12 exons. Bases 179 to 2344 code for a protein of 721 amino acids. Lineage: Eukaryota; Metazoa; Chordata; Mammalia; Pholidota; Manidae. The record is from RefSeq and is a predicted model, not a curated record. Gene Ontology annotation, cellular component: nuclear pore.